UUCCAAUGCUGGCACAUCGAGCAGUGGCACGAUGGCGUCCGUCCAUUUGGCGCGCCGCGUGCUUGAGUACUCAUAGUACGUCUUCAAAGAACACGCUGUACUCGUACGGUGAUGGGUAUCUGGGCACCUUGGGCCAUGGCAACUACGACGCCGUGGAUGCGCCGAAAGCGUUGGCCGCGUUUGAGGGACUGGACCUCGUUCAGGCGUCCACUGGCUGGUCGCACACGGGGGUCGUGGAUGUCCAAGGCAAAGCGUACGUGUUUGGCCGGUCACACCAUUUCAAGAACGUCAUCCGCGCCAUCAACAUGCAUCGGUUUGCGCCUUGGUUUCUGGAUUUUGCUAACAAGCUGGGCGGCGCGCGCUCCGUGGAAGCAUUCUUGCCGGUCGAAGUGCUGCUGCCGGAGAAGGUGGCCGAGGUGGCUUGCGGCUCGACAUUGUCGCUGUUCCGGACCGAGUCGGGCGUGCUGUAUGCCAACGGCGGCAAUUACUACGGACAAUGCGGCGUGGGGCACGAGAACUCGAGUGUGUGGGAGGCCGAGCGCGUGAAGCUUCCGCCGGUUGCGCAAGUGGCCGCGGGAUAUCAGCACGUGUUGGCACUCACGACCGAAGGCCAAGUGUAUUCAUGGGGCAAGGGCGAGCGGGGACAGUUGGGCUAUGGCACUGUGAACUUGAGCGCACCCCAACAAUUGGUGGCGUUGCGAGACAAGCAAGUGCGGUAUGUGGACGUUGGCUUCAACUAUUCGCUGGCAAUCACAGUCGAAGGCGAGCUGUACGUGUGGGGCAAAUUGAUGGGCGCGGACCAGCACGGUCGUAAGAAUGGCGAAGAUCAAAUCACCCCACGACUGGUGCGGACGUCGGCCCCCGUGGUGGCCGCCAAGAGCAGCCACUUUCACACGCUCGUCUUGACUGAGGACGGCAAAGUAUGGGUGCUGGGUCGGAGCCAGGCGGUGCACCUGACAGGUGAAAAGACCGGGCGGACCAACCCAGAGGUGCACGUGAGCCCCGUGGCAGUGGACGUGGGGGGAGUGUUGGACCCGAAGCGCAUCGUGCGGCUGGGCAAAGGCGUGCACAACACGUCCAUCAUUCUCGACGACGGCAGAGUGUUUGCGUGGGAUUGGAAGGACGGGCUCCAUCGCGUGGACGCGCUCAGCGGGUACCAUGUCGAGUCGUAUGAGACAGGAUUUGGCUCGAACGUGUUCUUGGGCCAUUCCAAGGCCACCAACGGCCAGGUUUAGGUGCAGGUUUAGGUGCAGUCUUAUAGAGAUUAAGGACCCAAGUUGCAUUCUACGUCCCCG
Aphanomyces astaci is the source of this 1295-nucleotide messenger RNA. RefSeq lists its product as hypothetical. The record is from RefSeq and is a predicted model, not a curated record. The transcript is spliced from 7 exons. Gene Ontology annotation, cellular component: cytoplasm. Gene Ontology annotation, molecular function: guanyl-nucleotide exchange factor activity. NCBI's taxonomy places the organism in Eukaryota, Oomycota, Saprolegniomycetes, Saprolegniales, Verrucalvaceae. Bases 6 to 1235 code for a protein of 409 amino acids.